This is a messenger RNA of Daphnia pulicaria, 1705 nucleotides long. RefSeq names its product 14-3-3 protein epsilon (gene 14-3-3epsilon). Gene Ontology annotation, biological process: signal transduction. The coding region runs from base 164 to 949 and encodes 261 amino acids. Gene Ontology annotation, cellular component: cytoplasm. The transcript has 6 exons. Lineage: Eukaryota; Metazoa; Arthropoda; Branchiopoda; Diplostraca; Daphniidae. The record is from RefSeq and is a predicted model, not a curated record.
UUAGCUACAGGGCAAAGCAUUCUAGCAAGCGUACGGUGGAGUCUCAGUUGCUAGCUACACUCUUUGGUCUUAGUCGAGACAAUUCGAGGCAGGUUCCGAUUCCAACGGUCUCGCUUUUGUUUCUUUAUCCAGUGACAUCUGCUUAUAGUUUAUUCCAGCAGCCAUGGCAGACAGAGAGGAUAACGUUUACAAGGCAAAACUCGCCGAACAAGCCGAAAGAUACGAUGAAAUGGUCGAGUCCAUGAAAAAGGUGGCGUCGAUGGACGUCGAGUUGACUGUCGAGGAGCGGAAUCUGCUGAGCGUGGCUUACAAAAAUGUGAUCGGCGCUCGCCGUGCAUCUUGGCGCAUCAUCUCGUCCAUUGAACAGAAAGAGGAGAACAAGGGAGCCGAAGAUAAACUUGAACUCAUCCGCAAUUACCGCAAUCAGGUCGAGAAAGAGCUGAAGGACAUUUGCUCUGAUAUUUUGAGCGUCCUCGAGAAGCAUCUCAUCCCGUCAGCCACCACUGGAGAAUCUAAAGUCUUUUACUACAAAAUGAAGGGUGAUUACCAUCGGUAUUUGGCCGAAUUUGCGACAGGAAAUGACCGAAAGGAAGCUGCAGAGAACUCGUUGAUGGCUUACAAAGCCGCCUCCGACAUUGCCAUGACGGAAUUACCCCCCACCCAUCCCAUCAGAUUGGGAUUGGCCUUGAACUUUUCCGUCUUUUAUUACGAAAUCCUCAACUCUCCGGACCGAGCGUGCCGGUUAGCCAAGGCAGCUUUCGAUGACGCCAUCGCUGAGCUCGACACCCUUUCGGAGGAGUCGUACAAGGACUCGACGCUCAUCAUGCAGCUCUUGAGGGACAACUUGACCCUCUGGACUUCCGACAUGCAGGGCGAUGGAGAAGCUGAUCAAGGAGAUGGUGAACCAAAAGCGGAAGUCGCAGACGUUGAGGACCAAGACGUCUCCUAAUCGGCGAUGUAAUUUGUAUUGAUGUGUUUUUUUUCUUAAGUCCUACAUGAUUUGUUCAAUUUUUUCAUUAUAUUAUUAAUUUUUUUUUUCAACAAAAAAAAAGUAAUCCGGAAAUCCACCACCUAUGUUUCCUUUACUCUUAUCUGUCUCCCAUUCGCUCCCCCUCCCUCUAAUUGUUCAUCCCGCGCUCUUCAUCGAACACUGGAAACUGCAUUACAACAAUUACCGAAACGGUUUGCAUGGACACGUGUAUAACUCCUCAAAACAAAACAAACAAAAAAUAAUUAAUAAGCAAAGGCUGUGUGUGGUUUUUGUUGUCAUUCCCGUUGUCCCUGCCCUCUGUCUCUCUUUAAUUUCCAAUAAUCAUUUCCGUUAUCUCUUGGAUCUUCCUCGUCGUUUUAUUCGUCGAAGAUCCAGCGUGCCCGCACACACACACACACAGACGAUACACAACACACUCACAGUUUCAAUUUCUCUUCGGAAUUUUUCUCUAUCUCUCUGCGAUGUAGUCUGGCGUCACACAAGACUUCACGUGUAACCUAUUAAAACAAAAGCUGCUGUUGUCUUUUCAACUUUUCUGUAAAACUGCCGCGAUUUCUUCAUUUCCUCAAAUUUGUAUCAAAUGGGAUUGAAUUUUCUACCAGGGGCUACUUAGAGAGAGGAAAGCUGAAGAAUUCGAGUAGAGGUAAUUGUGGAAAAGUAUUUGAUUCAGUCUGUCCGCAACUAAAUAAUUGGCAAUGGAAUUUUUGAAAAGUA